This is a messenger RNA of Cordyceps militaris CM01, 1773 nucleotides long. RefSeq names its product amine oxidase. The record is from RefSeq and is a predicted model, not a curated record. The transcript has a single exon. The coding region runs from base 1 to 1773 and encodes 590 amino acids. Gene Ontology annotation, molecular function: polyamine oxidase activity; L-amino-acid oxidase activity. Gene Ontology annotation, biological process: amino acid catabolic process. Lineage: Eukaryota; Fungi; Ascomycota; Sordariomycetes; Hypocreales; Cordycipitaceae.
AUGGCUAACUUUCGCACGGCCAGCCUUCUCGUGGCUGCUCUCGCCAGCAUUGGCCACGCCAAGCCUCUCUCCGGAAACACCACCCAUCCACCCAUCGAGGGCUGCGGACGUCCUCUUCUCCAAGACUUUGACUCCUUGGGCGCGUGGUUCGAGGGCGUGAAUGCCAUCAACUGCACGUCCAUCCCGCGCCGCGACAAUGUCACGAUUGCCAUCAUCGGCGCAGGCGUCUCCGGCCUCGCCACCGGCCUGAUGCUCGACAGCGUCGGCGUGCACAACUGGGAGAUCCUCGAGGCCAGCGAGCGCGUCGGCGGCCGCUUCCGCACCAAGUUUGUCGGCGGCACCGACGAGUACGCCGAGAUGGGCCCGAUGCGGCUGCCAUGGAGCGUCACGUACAAGAGCGACAACAGCACGCACGCGUACACGGACCACCGCAUGACGUUUCAGCUCGCCGACACGCUCAACCGGAUGAACGGCCACGAUCCCCGGUACGAGAUCCGCUUCAUCCCGUGGAUCCAGCACUCGCCCAACGAGCUGCUGGCCCGCGGCACCGGCCGCCACCCGGACGGCCGCGUGCCCACGCGCGCCGAAAUCGCGGCGGACCCGCGCCUGGCCAAGCCGCCGCCGAUGAGCUCCGCCGAGUACACGGGCGUCAAGGCGCAGAUGAACGCCAUCCUGAAGCGCGAGGAGACGCUGCGCUUCAUCCAGCGCGACGUGUGGCGCGCGCACGCCUGGGCCAUGCGCCAGGGCCUCGACGACCUGUCCGAGCAGGCCUGGAUGCGCGAGCGCCUGCGCGCGAGCGACAACGUGACCGACGCCAUCUGGACCGACACCGACUACGACCUCUUCUGGGACGAGCUGCACCACAACUCCAACCUGGCGCAGGACGGCUCCGCCGGCGCGCUCGGCGAGACGGCGUGGAAGGCCGUCGACGGCGGCUUCGACCGCAUGACGGACGCCUUUGUGCCGCACGUGCGCGACCGGCUGACGCUGCGGCGCAAGAUCCGCAAGAUCGCGCCCGUGUACGGCGCCGACGGCCGGCAGGCGGCCACCCGGCUCUCCUGGUACCCGAGCGCGGGCAACCGCACGCUGCGGCACAAGGACUACGACUACGCCGUGGUGGCGGUGCCCUUCACCAUGACGCGCUUCAUGGAUCUGCCGCCGUUCUCGUCGGUGCUCGGGCGGGCCAUUAGCGAGGCGGGCCUGCGCUUCAAGUCGGCGUGCAAGCUGGCGCUGCUGUUCUCGACGCGCUUCUGGGAGCAAGGGGCGCGGCCGAUCCUGGGCGGGUACUCGCAGCCGGCGUCGAGCGCCGUCGGCGCGCUCUACUACCCCGUCUACGGCCUCAACGAGACGGGCCGCCCGGGGCUCAUCACGCAGUACCGCGGCGGCGACUGGAGCGACCGCUACGUGAGCUUCCGCGACGACGAGUACGCGCUGACGGUGCUCGACUCCGUCGUCGACCUGCACGGCGAGCAGGCGCGUGACCACUACACGGGCCAGUACGAGAAGCUCUGCUGGCUCGAGGACGAGCACACGGCCACGUCGUGGUGCCGCCCGGACGUGGAGCAGCACCGCCUGUACAUCCCCGCGUACCACCGCACCGAGUUCAACACAAUCUUCAUUGGCGAGCACACGGCGCCGACGCACGCCUGGAUCAGCUCGUCGCUGCACUCGGCUGUUCGCGGCACGGUCCAGCUGCUGCUCGAGCUGGGCAUGGUGGACGAGGCGAAAAAGGUCAAUAGGGAGUGGAUGGGGCAAUGGAUUCACGGCAAAUAG